AUGCACACCUCUAUUCUUAUUUAUUUAUUUGCUUGUUUCCUACCUCACUUCAUAACCGCUUCUCCCGCGUCUGGGUCUGUCUCCUCCUCCGCAACGUCCUCGGCUACAUCUUCCUCUGCUGCCAGUACCACUACUAGUAGCACCGGUAAAAAUACCAAACGCGGACUCUCUUAUCCUUCCACCGAUAACAUCCCGGACAUCUUAAAUGUUAAUCAGACCAAGAGCGUCAUUUCGUGGCAGUAUGACUGGGGGCUGACCCCUCCGACGAAUUUGGCGCAAUCUGGCAUAGAAUAUGUGCCGAUGCAGUGGGGCUCAGGUGGGAUUGAGAAUAUUAGUGCGGCGGUUAAGGCCCAGGGAACGAACGUUCUCUUGACCUUCAAUGAACCCGACUUCAACCAACAAUCCAAUAUCGAUCCCAAAACCGCCGCGCAAUUAUGGAUGCAAUAUAUUGAGCCAUUAAGGACUGACAUACCUGGAAUCAAGAUUGGUGCACCAGCGGUCAGUAGCGGCGGGACCGGGUUCCCUUGGUUGACAACAUUCUUUUCCGCUUGUGGUAAUUGUAGCUUUGAUUUCCUUCCAAUCCAUUGGUAUGGCGAAGGUACUGGAGGUUUCUAUGAUUACUUGUAUCAGAUGUACGGUGAAUUCGGUAACAAAACCAUUUGGGUAACGGAGUACGCAGAUACGUCUUUGAAUGAUACAGAGGUAAUGGACUUUAUCAAUCAGACAACGGUUUUCAUGGACGGCCUGGACUUUGUUGAGAGAUAUGCAUGGUUUGGAUACUUUAGACCAGAAAAUGGCUCCGCAUACAACAUGCUGAAUAACAAUGGCUCUCUCAAUGAUCUUGGUCAGUUCUACAUUGGCGCUGACACGGUGGAGACUAGCGGGCCUGCGACGAACACCGCUGCUGGCGUUCCUGCCGCCGGUGGACCAACUCAAACACUGGCCACCGUUAGUGUGGCAGCGGGUCACGCGCCGACUUUCAUACCGAACAACGCCUGGAGUAAUCACAAGGGUUGGCAACGAGGUGAGUAUACAUGGAGUAUGGUAGCAGUCCUGGUCACUUGGAUGUCGUGGAUGUGCUGGGUUGCAUAG
This is a messenger RNA of Lentinula edodes (shiitake mushroom), 1092 nucleotides long. Its product is annotated as glycosyl hydrolase catalytic core-domain-containing protein. Gene Ontology annotation, biological process: fungal-type cell wall polysaccharide metabolic process. Lineage: Eukaryota; Fungi; Basidiomycota; Agaricomycetes; Agaricales; Omphalotaceae. Gene Ontology annotation, cellular component: fungal-type cell wall. Bases 1 to 1092 code for a protein of 363 amino acids. The record is from RefSeq and is a predicted model, not a curated record. The transcript is spliced from 6 exons.